UAAAAGCCAGCAGAGGCUGGUCAAAGUGUGCAUCCGAUUGUUCAAACGAUUGAUAGCUAGAACAGGUGUGUACAUCUAAACAUGUUCUCUGUAUGAUAAUACUGUAUACAUCAGGGGUGUCCAAACUACGCGAAGUAUUUUAGAAAUAGAAUGAAAGUUGUCCCGCUGUUAAGCAGGUUUUUAUAAUGUGAGAUUCAAAGUUUGAACGCUAGGUGUCAGAAACGGGCCAAAGAGUCGGAGAGGGUGCGCAUUUCUAGCGCAGAAAAACUGGGCAAAAGAGUCUAAAAGCGGAGAGGGUGCGCAUUUCUAGCGCAGAAAAACUGGGCCAAAGAGUCCAAACGUUGCCGUAAUUACGGAGUUUUAUAUUAAGAGACAUCAUGAAAUUAAACAUCAACUUGAAAAAUCUUAGUUUACACAACACUGUUAAAGAUAAAGAUAGUUAGUCAAGUAAAAUGGUGUGUAAAUGAAAUAAUCAGGAAAAAAGUAUUAUUUAAAGUGGAAUAUUUCACUAUUUGUGUUGUUACAGAGUGUGGCUCGUGACUUCAAAUAUAUUUCUCCUUCUGGCCCCCAACAAAAAAAGUUUGGACUCCCCUGGUCUACAUCAUAUUACAGACAGACAGAGUGUCCCUUUUCACCCCUUUGCACAAGGAGCCUUUUGGCAGUGUGGGCAGGGCACCAAAACCUCCUGGAAAAUGAAAUCCACAUCUCCAUAAAAGUUGUCAGCAGAGGGAAGCAUGAAGUGCUGUAAGAUUUUACGGGAAAACACUGCACUGAUGUUGGACUAAAACACAGUGGAUCAACACCAGCAGAUGGCAUGUCUCUCCAAACCAAAAUUACUGAUCAUCAGUAAAUUUUACAUUUCAUUUGUAAAUCGAGGAAGCAGAGUCUGGAGGAAGAGUGGAGAGACACACAGUCCAAGCUGGCCCCAUCUGGAAAAAAAAAGUUUAAACACCCCUACCAUAGAAGGACCAUUCUGGUCAUGGGAAAGGAACUAGUAUCAUGUCCUGUCACGUUUGUCAUGACCUGUGAGAUAAGUGCCGCCUGCAUUGAAUGUGGAUGUGGUUUCUGCCAGUGUUGCUUUCCGCACACAGACACUGGUUUGGUAUAGUUCUAAAUGUUUAAUACUUUAGUUAUUGCAUGUUUCAGUGUACAGUUUUAGUUUGGCUUCUUUAGCAUUACUUUUUAACAGUCUGAAGACAACUGUGAACUUACUGGUGCUUUGAGACUGUAGAAGCGGCUAUAUUUGUGUUGUAGGCAUGAUGAUCCCUGGUUCUUACAGUGUGAACCCCAGUGUAAAGAAAUGUGUGUUGCUAAGUUUCAAUUCAACCCGUUUCGAUGAACAUUUUUCAUGUUUCUUUCUUUACAUAUGAAUUUUGCCUAACAUCUAAAGCAAAUCCCCUUUAAUAAAGGUCAGGGAUUUCCGUGGGGGUGCCCUUUCUGUGAAACACAGAGACUGUGAUGCUGUAAAUGUCUGUGAGUUUGAAAACAAACAAAAAUACUUCAUGGGUGGAUGAAACAGCCUACUUGUCACACUCACACAACACACGCAGACCACUUUUUUUUGUGUGUGUGUGUGUGUGACUGAGUGAGUGAGUGAGUGAGUGAGUUUCCUGUCUCUGUUGCCAGUGUAUCAUUAGCUAAAUGCACCUCAGCAAAGGAAGCCAGAGUGAGAUGAGCAGCAGCAGAACGAGAGCGAGCUGCAGAGAGGUGUUACUUCUCCCUCACCAAGGUGAGAGAAAAUGGCUGCCGGUGUGAACCACCAGCCUGCGGGGGUGGAGCUGGACUCGCUGGACUCGGGCUUUUCCUCAACGUUCUCUGAGAUGUCCAUGGGGACAGAGCCGCCUCAUCGAGGGCCCAUCAAGAUCCGCUUCCAGAUUGGCCUGUUUAAAGAGGGAGUGAAGAUUCCUGAAGGCCGACUGAGUUUCAGAAGCGCCAAGCGAAUGGCAGCUGAGAUUAUCGAGAAGAAGGCUCCAGACUGGAGUGUAAUCGGUGUUGGUGAGAAGCUGCUGCUGUUCAGACACGACCCCGACACAGAGCAGGUUUUACACCGACUCACAGAGCAACACUACCUGCAUGACGGAGACCUGGUGGAGGUGGUCCUCGCUGCUUCUGCUUCGGUAACUGAGGUGAAGUUCCGCCCUCACUCCCUGGUGGUCCAGUCGUAUCGCACGCCUACGUUUUGUCACCACUGUGGGGAAAUGCUCUGGGGGCUCGUCCGACAGGGCUUAAAAUGUGAAGGUUGUGGUUUAGAUUUUCAUAAACGCUGUGCUUUGAUGUUGCCGAACGACUGCUCGCGUGUGUCCAGGCUAUGCGGGCCCAGCCUGUCUCUGUUUCCUCCUGCUCGACCGCGUGCUACAUCUCUCUCCAACCACACCGGAGGCAGCCUGGAGGAGAUCAGUCUGUCUAAGCCGUCCCGGUCUCGUCCUCCGUCCUGGGCAGACAGACCAGUGUGGUUAGGUGUGUGUGAAGGAGGAAGGGGGAGCAGGCCAUUGGUACCUCACACCUUUCACAUUCACACCUACACCAAGCCCACCAUGUGCCAGUACUGCCACAAGCUGCUCAAAGGCCUCUUCCGUCAAGGCCUGCAGUGCUCUGACUGCAAGUUUAACUGUCACCGGCGCUGUGAGUCUCAGGUUCCACCGGACUGCAGAGGAGAGAGAGCUAAUGGAGAAGAAAGUAGCAUGGGUCAGGAGGCGGAGUCUGAGGAGGACAUCGCUAUAGAAGCAGUGAAUGCCAUUUAUGAGGAAUAUCGCUUUAAAGACCCUCCGCACCUGAUGGAGGAGCCCCCACCACCACCUGCUAUUGGGCCGUGUUUCAGCAGUAAUAUUCCCCUCAUGAGAGUGGUACAGUCAGUCAGGCACACCAAGAGGAAAUCCAGUGGCGUACUGAAGCAGGGCUGGCUGCUGCACCACACCAAUAUAGAUACACUGAGGAAAAGGCACUACUGGAUUCUAGAUGUGAAGAGCAUCACACUGUACCAGAGCGAGAACAGCAGCAAGUACUACAAGGAGCUGCCACUGUCUGAAGUGCUGCAGGUCAGAGGACAAGGCCAGCUGACUGUUCCGCUCGCGCCGGGGGAUAGCGGGCAUUCGUUUGAGCUGGUGACGGGUUCUCUGGUCUACUGCGUGUUUGCAGACUCUGAAGGACCAUCCUGGGAGGCUGCUAUCAGACUAGCUCUGAGGCCACUGGAGGACGGCUUUCACACCGCGGCAGAAUCAGCAGAUGCCAUGGACGUUGGUGGAGAAAUUCGGGAUGUUAGUGCUCUGUAUCAGAUUUUCUCAGAAGAUGUGUUGGGAUCAGGCCAGUUUGGAGUAGUUUAUGGGGGUACGCACAGACAGACAGGCCGGCCAGUCGCCGUCAAGGUCAUUGAUAAAACUCGCUUCCCCGCAAAGCAGGAGAGACAGAGCAGAAAUGAGGUCUCCAUACUGCAGAAUCUGUCCCAUCCUGGGGUCAUUUUACUGGAGGGCAUGUAUGAGACAGCUGAGCACACUUUUGUCGUCAUGGAGAAGCUCCAUAGUGACAUGUUGGAGAUGAUUCUGUCCAAUGAGAAUGGCCGACUGCCUGAGCGCAUCACACGCUUUUUGGUUAUGCAGAUCCUAGAGGCUCUGCGGUACUUACACCUGAAGCACAUCGCUCACUGUGACCUCAAGCCUGAGAACGUGCUGCUAGCGUCUCCAGACUCGUUCCCGCAGGUGAAGCUGUGUGACUUUGGCUUUGCUCGAAUCAUCGGUGAGAAGUCUUUCCGGCGCUCAGUAGUGGGGACCCCCGCAUACCUGGCUCCAGAGGUCAUCAGCAGCAAUGGCUACAACCGCUCUCUGGACAUGUGGGCGGUGGGGGUUAUACUCUAUGUGAGCCUGAGCGGAACCUUUCCCUUUAACGAGGACGAGGACAUUCACCAGCAGAUCACCAACGCCGCCUUCAUGUUCCCCCGCCAGCCGUGGUCACUCAUCUCUCUGGAGGCGAUGAGUUUGAUUAAUAACCUGCUGCAGGUGGUGGUGCGGCGCAGGUUCAGCGUGGGUAAAGCUAUGGGGCAUCCCUGGCUCCAGAACUUCCAGCUGUGGUGUGAUCUGCGUGAGUUCGAGCAGAGGAUGGGCCGCCGGUAUCUCACUCAUGAGUCUGAUGAUGAUCGCUGGAGAAGCCAUGCUCUGGAGAAAGGCCUGCCUUUCCCCUCACAUCUAACAGCAGAGCCCUCUGAAGAACUGAGCAUGUAGCUCAGCAUAACUGUAAAACUGUGUUACUGUUUAAAUGUGUAUAUUGUGCAAAAUGUAAAAAGCAUUUUUAGUAUUUUUUAUUGUGUACAUAUGUUUACCUGGUUGUUCUUUUAAUAAAAAUACAAUAAGGUUC
Molecule: messenger RNA, 4344 nt
Organism: Astyanax mexicanus (Mexican tetra)
Lineage: Eukaryota; Metazoa; Chordata; Actinopteri; Characiformes; Acestrorhamphidae
Gene: prkd4
Product: protein kinase D4
Exons: 19
Coding region: 1740-4211 (823 amino acids)
Biological process (GO): protein phosphorylation
Molecular function (GO): ATP binding; protein serine/threonine kinase activity
Source: RefSeq, a predicted model, not a curated record